Messenger RNA from Phodopus roborovskii (desert hamster), 831 nucleotides. RefSeq names its product transmembrane protein 205 (gene Tmem205). NCBI's taxonomy places the organism in Eukaryota, Metazoa, Chordata, Mammalia, Rodentia, Cricetidae. The record is from RefSeq and is a predicted model, not a curated record.
GCCUGAGCAUCUUCGGUGUGACUGGAUGAAGUUUGGAGAGGCGGGAUGGCAGGAUGUCCGAAAGCCGACUGGGCAAUCCCUAAGUGGGCGAGUCCAGAGGUGUCAGAUGUGCAAUCUUACUGGCUUCGCUGGCUGGGAGGUGGAGCAAGGCCUGUGGUGCGGAAGAAAAUCCGGGAGGUGGCUGGAGAACCAGAACUGUACAGGAGCUGCCCCGGGCCACAGGAUGGAGGAAAGUGAGGAUCCAGGAACCCUGAUUAAAGUGGUCCACUUGCUGGUCUUGUCUGGUGCCUGGGGCAUGCAGAUGUGGGUGACCUUUGCCUCAGGCUUCCUGCUCUUCCGGAGCCUUCCUCGGCAUACCUUCGGCCUAGUGCAGAGCAAGCUCUUCCCUGUCUACUUCCAAAUCUCCUUGGGCUGUGCCCUCAUCAACCUCUGCAUCUUGGCUCCGCAGCGAGCCUGGAUCCACCUCUCACUCUGGGAGGCCAGUCAGCUUGCUCUGCUGUUCUUGAGCCUCGCACUGUCCACCAUCAACGCACAUUGGCUAGAGGCCCGUACCACGGCUGUCAUGUGGGCUCUGCAGACUGUGGAGAAAGAUCAAGGCCUGGGGACAGAGGUGCCAGGCAGCCACCAGGGCCCUGACCCCUACCGCCAGCUGCGGGAGAAGGACCCCAAGUACAAUGCUCUCCGCCAGAAAUUCUUCUACUACCAUGGCCUGUCUUCUCUCUGCAACCUGGGCUGCCUGCUGAGCAAUGGGCUCUGCCUUGCUGGCCUUGCUUUGGGGCUCCAGAGCCUCUAAUGUGGGCCCUGUGUCCCAAUAAAUGCUUCUUUGGGGAU